AUGCACAGCAUCUGCAUCGUCAUCAUCGUCAUCAAUGUCAUCAAGCUCACCAAUGCUGGCUUGGCUGCACGACAAGACGUAGUUUUGAAGGGCGCAGCAGGUCUGGUCAAUACCGUUGACGACCACACGACACAAGCCCGCGGAGUAUUGCUUGUAGGCCAUGGAUUCGAUAGUGAUGGAUUGUUGAAAUGCCGCGGUCGAGAAAGAGUUGUUUUGGGCGCGCACACUAGCGCCGGUAGCAAGCCAUUGCAAGCAGACACAAAUGACGCGUUUGGCACACAGUUUUGGGGUCAAGAAGGCCUUGCAUACGUCGACAAGAUGGUCGAGCUCCGCCAAACACAUGCGGAAGGUAUCGAAUACGAUGCGAUCGCCAUUGUCGCUGAGCAGACUGUGUUGGAGUUUGAGGAAUUCCAUGUAGGACACAAGUGGGCGUACAAAGCGCGAUGUUGGCACAGUUCGUUGUGUCUCGUCAUCGUUGAGAAGUGCAGCCGCGGCCACACUCGCUAG
Molecule: messenger RNA, 507 nt
Organism: Aphanomyces astaci
Lineage: Eukaryota; Oomycota; Saprolegniomycetes; Saprolegniales; Verrucalvaceae
Exons: 2
Coding region: 1-507 (168 amino acids)
Source: RefSeq, a predicted model, not a curated record